Mesocestoides corti is the source of this 1552-nucleotide messenger RNA. NCBI's taxonomy places the organism in Eukaryota, Metazoa, Platyhelminthes, Cestoda, Cyclophyllidea, Mesocestoididae. The record is from the annotation of a GenBank genome assembly.
AAGCAGUCACGGUUUACCCAUAUACACAAUGUUGGAUUCUGUGCUAAAAGUGUGGAUUUAUAAGCCACACGUCAUUCACAAGCAAGUAUACGGAUCCAGAGUUACAAUUCUGUCGGACAGUUCAAUUGUUCGAACAAUCUACCCAAAACUUCACACUCGUUUGGAGUCUUUUGAAGAACAAAUAGUUGAAUCUGCUUCAGUGUUUCCUCGAACUGAAUGGAGCGCUGGGCUUUUUAGUGCCGAUUGGCUUAAAACUGUCCUUCAGGUGAAACUAAACAGCUGGUUGUCACAGAAAAUUAGCAAUUCGCCACCAUCACUGUUGCUCGUUGACUUAAAUUGUUACCAGUUAUGCUAUAAGCAUCUUAAAGAUCGCUACGCAAAAUGGAUAGCAUCGUUCUGGUGCGAACGAACCGAUCCGGAGAAGUUUAUUCAUGAAGAUAUUGGGAUAGCCGCAUACCUAUUAGUACUGCUCCUGUUUAUGGCGAAACACCGCACCUAUGCCUCGUUUCGUCGAUGUUGGCUGCGGAAAUGGCCUGCUCGUCUUUCUCUUGAUAUCCGAGGGAGUGAGUCCUACGAAGGUAUUGGGAUCGAUGUUCGGAAAAGGUCAAUUUGGGAUCAGUUUCCUGAUGCGGUGAAAAAGAACCUGAUCGAGAAAACACUUAAUCCCCAAACUCAUCCGGGUUUCCCUGAAGCCACUUGGUUGAUCGGCAACCAUAGUGACGAACUUACACCAUGGCUCCCAGUUCUAGCCACUCGCUCCAACCAUCAUUGUUGUGCCUUUGUGAUCCCCUGCUGCCCUUUCAGCCUUUUCCACAAGUUUGACGCUGGGAAGCAUAGACAUCAUGAAAUUCCUGAUGUGGGUUCGGAGGAGGGAUUUUGGCGCGGCCGCUACCGUGAGUAUGUGGCGUACCUGCAGGGUAGUUUCGAAACCUGUGGAUUUGUUCCCGAGGUUGACAUUUUGCGUAUUCCAUCGACUAAACGCCUUUGCAUCAUCGGACGUGAACUUAGAGAGACGACUAUUGGUUGGGAGAAAAGGAAAGAGAAUGUUGAAGCCAUGGUACUAUCGGAAUGUGGAACCCAAUUCAAACCAAGGGAACGCGACGCAGGCCAAAGUGUAGGCUGCCUCUCCGCAGAGGAGAGGGAAAUUAUCGGAAUGAAGGUGUUUAAGAGGUUGCUUCAACUCUGUCCUCCAAGUGAAGUAAUACAAACUUACGAUGGACGUCGAUGGAAUCCUGGAGGCUGCCUCAGCUUAAAAGAAGCUAGUCAAAUGAUAGACCCAACUCUCCUGGCCAAAAUGAAGCUUUUUAAAGGCGGGCUUCAGGCUGUUCUUCGCAGCCAACAUCAGACUUUCAUGGUGACUGGGGCCGGAAUACGCCUACGCUUUGAUCCGUCGCGCCAGCAUCAGAUUGACAGCGUGAAGAGCGACAAGCCACGAAAGACGAAGCGCUGUUGGAUGGAGGCGAACCAUCCCGAUGGCUGUCCCUACCCCCCUUCUUUGUGUUAUUUUGCUCACGAAAGCGAGCAGCUCUUGAUUAAACAAACUCCCUACUAA